AUUUAGUAGCUUAUUACGACUGGAUAUUUUGUGAUCUUUAAGAGAAAUAAUUAAUCUCAUGUUGUCAAAACUACUUGAGUUAAAGUAACAAUUUUAAAUGCUUCUUUAUUUCGCAGAUUCGAGUGAAACUCUUUUCAUUUACUUCAAAAUCCGUGACUAUUAUUAUUUAGGUUAUUUUUGUAUAGAUUAUGUUUCAGGCGGGAUCGGACCAUAGAAAAAGAACGAGCAUAUCAGUAUCAAGUGGUUUUUCGAGGCAGCUAGAGCUCAAAACGUCAGUUCAGUGAAUCAGUUAGGACCAUUGAAAAGGGUCUCAAUAGCGUAUAACGAGUGUUUGCAAUAGAUUAAUAAACUUUCUUUGUGCAUUGGGAUUUUUGUAGAACUAAAAUCUCUUACAGUGGAUAAUGUUUUUUUUAACAAAUGAAAAUUCCCGCAAGUUGGUACCCUAAGCAGAGCUGGGAUGUUUUAUGAGACCUAUUUGGUGAAGAUUAUCCCAUACAGAAAGUGAUACAACUGAAACGCCCAUUGAAGAAGUUACCAACGCCCUCUACGGCAAAAGCAUAAAAUUCGCUAUGACACACGAUUUGGCAAUUAAAUUGCCGGAGAUGAUGUUCGAUGGCGCCACAUUUCGUAUUUCUCCACGUUCAUUCGAAGGGAACGGAAUUAUUGCAAAGCUGGAGUUGAUACCAAAACAGGAGGUGGAAGCCCGUUUGGCCGGCAAAAUAAUCAUGAAGAAGAUACAGAAAUUUUUGCGCAGCAAGCUAUUGCUAUCAUUUCUGGCGCUUGUGCUCAUUAUUAAAAUCAUCAAAAUCAAAUUGUUCUGGCUGUUGCCAUUGGUGAUAGGUGUCGGCGCUGCCAAGAAGUUGCUGCUCAAAUUCCUUCUCUUCCUCUUUCCCGCAUUGUCACAUCUCUUCAAGCUGUGCUCCUACUAUCAACAGACGUAUCACUCCACCAAGUAUCAUCACCACCAUCAUCUUAUCGACCAUCAUCACACG
Messenger RNA from Bactrocera oleae (olive fruit fly), 992 nucleotides. NCBI's taxonomy places the organism in Eukaryota, Metazoa, Arthropoda, Insecta, Diptera, Tephritidae. The record is from RefSeq and is a predicted model, not a curated record.